AUGCUCCCAAGCGCCGUGGCCUCACCUGUGCCAGUUCGUUCCAGGCCGCCCUGCGAAACCAGAAUCCAGCACCGGGCACUGCGACGGUUUCCGGCGUCAUGCAUCACGCCUCUGUGGCUGUGCCCCGCUUGUUUCGCUCUCCGUCGCCCAGAAAGGGCGCGAGGCCCGGGCUGCCGAGCCGUGGCUGUGGACGUAGAGGAGCCGACCGAAGCCGAGCGACUCGCUGAGGCUUUUGCACAGCAGCUCGGCGCAGCAGAAAGAGGCUCAUCCGACUCUGCCGGCGUCCAGCGCGCCAAAGAGGAAGCGCUGGAAGAUGCCGCACAGCUACAGCAGCUACUCUGGCGAAAGGCGCACCCCGAGCGUGCCAAGGAGUACGCAGAAGCCGCAGCGAGCGGCGAGAAGCGGCUCUUCGAAUUCGAGGACCAGGGCACAGUGAAUGCAUUGCUAAAUGCCUUCGUCCGGGACGUCCGCGUGAAAGCCCAAAGCAUAGACCGAGAAGUGCCACCAGGCGUGGAAUCCAAGGUGGUCCACCUGCUGCGCCACGGUCAAGGCUUUCACAACAUGCUGGAAGGGUUCGAGGGCAUGGAGGGCAUCGUGAGCCCUGAGACAACCCAGGUCGAAGUCGUCGAUGGGAAGCGGUGGUUUAUCUGCGAGUCUUUCGACAAGCUCUUCAGGUCUGAGCACGGACCGCGUACCGUGGUGGGCCUGCAACUCUACGGCGCGAUUAGCUGCCGCAUCGCGACCAGCCGAGACUACGGCGCCACCUGGGCUACCGUGCCACAGGCGACGAUCGCCGCAUCGGGGACGACCAGGCGAAUCAUGUUCCAGAAGCCGGUGGCCUGCACUCAUGUCGGUGUACAGCCGGACCGGCAGGUGGACUCUCUCGAAUAUGAUUUGCUGGUCCCAGCUUUGGCGCGCCACGAGCUUCUUGAUCCCUCCCUGACGGCCUUGGGCCGGGGAGAAGCUUUGGCUGCGAACCGUGACGCGGUACAGCAGCAGCUCAGCCCGAGGUUGAUCGUUGUCUCGCCCAUCACUCGCGCGACGCAGACGGCGUUUCUGGCCUUCCAGCACCUCCUCAUGGACAACGGUCUCCCCAAGCGCGGUGUGCGAUUUGUGGCCCACGAGGGUCUUCACGAACGUGGUGGUGGCAGCACCUGCGACUGUCGGCGGCCACGCCGAGAACUGCAGAACGAGUUCCCCCACGUGGAUUACCGCCUGCUGAAGCAGCAGGACCCGCUGUGGUCUGCACAGCGGGAGUCCCAGGCCUCCAUGGUUGCCCGCCUCCAUCGCUUCUUCAAAUGGCUGCGCACCUGCCCCGAGGACGAGGUGGCCUUGGUGGCUCAUUGCAGCAUCAACUUCACCAUGCUGAAUGCGGUCGUGGAUUGCUCUUUGGAUCCGCACUUGGCCGAUUGGUUCGUGACUGCCGAAAUGCGAUCCAUGCGAGUCCUGUGGGAGGAGCCAAGGAAGGAGAGCGCGAAAUUCAUCGACGGUGGACACCUCGUUGGGCUGGCGAAGGGACACUGCCAGCUCUACCCGCAUCUACUGCUCAUUGCGCAAGAAGGUGAUGAAGACUCGGUCCAUCUGCGACGCGACUACCAGGAGUACGCGGCCAGCGGCCAUGUGGCCCUGAUCUGUGGAGGUGGUGCCGGUCACGAGCCGCUGAUGGCCGGAUUCGUUGGCCAAGGUCUCCUCACGGCCUCAGUUACUGGGGCACUCUUUGCUGCCCCCUCGCCUGGCGCCAUCUUCCGUGCCAUCAUGGCCGCGGCUGGCCCGGCAGGCUGCAUCCUCAUCGUGAAGAACUAUCCGGGCCUUCGCUUCAACCACGCGGUGGCUGCAGAGCGCGCGAGGAGCAAAGGCGUGACUGUGGAGUUGGUGAUCGUGGCGGAUGACGUCGGCUCUCAGCAGGGCGAAUCGGAGGCCUCGCGAUGCCUCGCGGGUGCAGCGGUGGUCAUCAAGGUGGCGGGCAGCCUUGCAGAGGAUGGCAAAGACCUCCACGAGGUGAGAGCAGCUGCUCAAUCAACGGCCGAUGCCACAAAGACCAUGGCUCUCGCCCUGCGAUGGCGCGGCGUAGAUUGGAUCCUUGAGCUGGGUGUUGGGAUCCACGGAGAGGCCGGGGUGCAAGAGAUGUCCUCACUCGCGAGCCUUCCUGGUGCCACAGAUGGCCGCUUUGCCACCGCCGCGGUGCGAGCGCUGCUUCGGCAGCUGCUCCCAGCGACGAAUCUGCCGCCUGGUGAAGGCGUCGUGCUGGUCCUGAACAACCUCGGAGGCACGUCCCCCUUGGAGAUGUCAGUGCUGUGCGAUGCCGCCUUUCGCCAGCUGCAGGCCCUGGGUGCCGAGGUCGCUGGUUGCGUGCAGGGUACCUUGGUCACCUGCUUGGACAUGCAUGGAGUCUCUUUGUCCUUGGUUCCCCUGGCCGAUGCACCAGCAGAGCUACUGGAGCUCUUGGCGGCCCCAGCGCAGGUGGGAUCCGCUUGGCCUGGGCUUCUCAUCCCUCCCGCGAACUCGGAGGCCGUAGUCCGGAACGAUCUGGUGCGCAGCCCGGCAGCCGGCACCGAGACUGGGGCGGCGGCGGCCCAAAUACGCGCGGUUAUCUCCGCUGCAUGCCAGAUGCUCAUCUCUGACUCCACAGUAAAAGCUCUGGACGAGAUGGACUUCGAGUGUGGGGAUGCCGACUGUGGUGGCACCCACCGGGACGCUGCCGAGGCCCUCUUGGCCACCCUGGAGGCCGUGCCAAGCGAGCCAGCGGAUGCGCUUCGGUUCUUGGCACACCAUUUGGAACACCAGUGCCGUGGUGCCAUUGGUGGAAUCUACGUCUUGGGUUUAGAGGCGGCUGCCAAACAAGUAGGGUCCACGCCUACGCUUGUCGAUUGGGCAGAGGCGCUUGAUGCUGCUGGAAAGGCCAUCCAGGAGUAUGGCGGGGCGCAGCAGGGAGACAGGACUAUCCUGGAUGCGGUGCUGCCUGCGGCGGAGGCCUUGCGAGCCUGCGCAAAGUCGCCGAACGCACUGGCCGAAGCCGUGAAGGCGGCGAAACAGGGCGCCAAGAAGACCCAGCAAAUGGUGGCGAAGAAAGGACGUGCUGUCCACGUGCCACACAGCCGACAAGCACGCUCGCCCGACCCGGGUGCCGUAGGCUUCGCAAAGUGGCUCGAAGCGGUGGAGAGGGCACUCCGGGAUUAG
Molecule: messenger RNA, 3177 nt
Organism: Symbiodinium sp. CCMP2456
Lineage: Eukaryota; Dinophyceae; Suessiales; Symbiodiniaceae
Source: the annotation of a GenBank genome assembly